UUUCUCUCUGGCUAAAACCUCAUUCUGAGCUGUCUAAAGCCGUAAUUUCACCAACUCAGAAAGAUCUCUCUCUCUCUUCCCUGGUUGAUGCGCUGUGCUGCAGGAUCUCUUUUGUUGACCAUCACCGUCAGCUUAAACAAAAAAGCUGCUUAACUGUUUCUUUCUUCUUCUUCUUCUGCUGCUGCAAAAUCAGCCACUUCUCAUUUCACCUUUUUAACUCUUUCUAUAUAUCAACUUUUAGGGUUCUAACUGAAUUUCGACUUCAGAAUAGCAUUUGCAAACUUUCUUCUUCUUCUUAGUUCUUAGAAGCAGAGAUGACAAGUCGACUAAAAGAAGAUCAGAAAAAUGAACGAACUAUUCGAGGUCUUCUCAAACUUACACCGAAUCGAAGAUGCAUUAACUGCAACAGCAUGGGACCACAAUAUGUAUGCACAAAUUUCUGGACGUUUGUUUGCACAAACUGCAGUGGAAUACACCGGGAAUUUACUCAUCGAGUAAAAUCAAUCUCCAUGGCUAAAUUUACUGCACAAGAAGUUAGUGCACUUCAAGAAGGAGGAAAUCAGCGUGCAAAAGAAAUAUUUUUCAAAGAAUGGGAUGCGCAGACUCAUUCUUUACCUGAUAGCGGUAAUGUUGACAGGCUUCGGGACUUUAUCAAGCGUGUUUAUGUGGAUAGGAGAUUCACUGGCGACAGGUCCUAUGACAAACCUCCAAGAGUAAAGGGCGACAAGGAUGAUUCCUAUGACACCAGGAAGAUGGAGUCGUAUCAGGGAGGACCAAAAAGCCCUCCUUAUGAGGAUACAUAUGAACACCGUUACAGUGAUAGGUCUAGUUCAGGUGGAAGAAGUCCUGGAUAUGAUCAAGAAAGACAUUAUGCCGAUCAUAAGAGAAGCCCUGGCCGCCCUCCAAUAAUCAAUGACUGGCGCCGUGAAGAUAGAUUUGGAGAUGGACGGAAAUUCGAAGAUAAUCGUAUAACUGAUGGAGGUAAUAAGAUGGAAAGCCAAUCUCCGGAACGAGCCAAAGACCUGGGUUCUUCGAGCCCACCACCUGUUGUCCGGCCUGUUAGAGAAAUUUUGGGAGAAAAUGUAGUACCUCUGCGAAUUAGUGAACCUCCCAAAGCAAACAGUGGACAGGCUGCUAAUGGCUCAACACUCACACAGAGAACGGCAGCUUCCAGUAGCUCGGCAUCCAAUAAUGGAACCUCAUCAGAAGUUAAGCUGGAGACUAUCAGGAGCCUUAUUGAUUUUGAUGAUGUUCCUGAACCACCUAUUGCUCCAGUAAUUCCUCAAGCCACACAAACUACUGUGGCUCAAAUUGUGAACCCAACAAAUUCUGGUGAUAACAAUUGGGCCUCCUUUGAUGUUGCACCUGAGGUAAAAGUUUCUCAGGGCCUUUCAAAUGUAAAUCCACUCGAAUCGAUGCUGUCCCAGUUGUCAGUUCCAUCAUCUUUACCCGACCAAGUUUCUGGAGCCCAAGGUGGGCCUUUGGCGGGAUCAGCUCUUACUGCUACUGCCGGAGCUCCAACUGUGAACAGCUUCGCAACAUUCCCAUCCAGUUUUGCUUCAUUAGCAUCUUCUGGAUUGACAAUGGAAUCGCCUUUCAAUAAUGCACUUCCAUGGCCUAAUUUGCAGUAUCAGCAACAACAACCGUUGUUCACAUCUGCUGUUGGUCAGCCUACUAUUCAACAAUCUACACCACCAGUAGGUGGAGCUUUGAAUAACCAGGGGCAUCCAAGCACGCUAGUGCCUCAUUUCUCAAAGGUUGUCAAUGGGGAAAAAUCUAAUUUUGCGUCACAAACUUCUACUGUAGACACAAAACCAAGUGGAAGAAAUGAACUUCCUGAGGAUCUAUUCACUAUAAAAUAUUCAUCCUCCCCUGCUCCAGUCCCAGGCUGGCAAAUGGGUGCACCGCCUGGCAUGGGUGUCUCAGUUCAAUAUAAUAAUGUGAUGUCCAUGCCGAGUUUCCCACAACCAUCACAAUCUACAAAUCCAUUUGAUGUGAUCAACGAACCAACACCAGUUCAAGCCCCAACCUUUCCUUCUAUGUCAUCUUUGCAAGGUGCUCUGCCUACUGUAGCGCCUUCAGCUGCAGUAAACCCUUCAAACAUGGGUAAUCAAUCUCUUUCCUGGAAUCCACCCUCCUCGUUAUCAUAUGCACCAACGCUCCCUCCACAAGCACAUAUUCAUGCCUCAGCAAUGGGACCAAGGGCGUACAUGGGGCAACAACUUCCCACUAAUGUGCCAAUGCCAAGGCAUCAAGGAAUUGGGACUUUUGGUAAUGAGGGAGCUGCUUUUGGCUUCUCUAAUAUAGAUCAGCAACUGAAUGGUAGGUCGUCGGCCUCUGCUACUUUAAACCCCUUCCCUGCAGGAGGUAAUCCAUUCGGAUGAUCUUAAGAUUUUCUGCUCAGACUCUCUUUUUAAGCCAAGCAUCAAUUUGUUGCACCCCUGUACAAAUAUGGUUGAAGUUAUUUGUACCAUUCUUUAGUCGAGAGGAAACACUCAAGCAUAGAGAUUUAUAGUCGGUCAUCAUUCAAAUAUUUGUACCUUGCUUGUAAAUUAUUUGUUGUUAUAGGAAAGAUGAAGGCCAAAUAUCUGCCUGUCAAUGGGAGUCUUACAGUACUGAUAUGAUGAGCUGAUGAAUACGAGAAAGGAGUGCAGAAACCCUUUCGCCUGGACGAGCAAUUCUUUUAGAUGCAGCCUUGUGUUGUAGCGUCAGAUGCUUAAUAGUGUGUUAUGGUGAUCAUGGUUGUAUUUUUUUUUUCUUCCUGGUUGUAUUCCUGUAAUCUUAUUAUUUUGGUAAAGGUCUUUUCUAUCCCUGGAAGCAUGUUAAAUUAACUGUUUGGUGUCAUGAUUGAGUUCUAUACCACUAUAGGAUUACUGCAAUGUUUUUUAUAAUCGACUAGUGUUUGAUUUUUGUUUUCUUUUA
Medicago truncatula (barrel medic) is the source of this 2922-nucleotide messenger RNA. RefSeq names its product probable ADP-ribosylation factor GTPase-activating protein AGD14. The coding region runs from base 315 to 2384 and encodes 689 amino acids. Gene Ontology annotation, molecular function: GTPase activator activity. The record is from RefSeq and is a predicted model, not a curated record. NCBI's taxonomy places the organism in Eukaryota, Viridiplantae, Streptophyta, Magnoliopsida, Fabales, Fabaceae. The transcript has 15 exons.